CAAAGCCAUCGUGCGGCCGAUGGAUAUCCAGGCCUCCCAUGCCCUGCUGAAAAUCUGCCUCAAAGCCGCACUGAUCUGGAUUGUCUCCAUGCUGCUGGCCAUCCCAGAGGCCGUGUUUUCUGACCUACAUCCCUUCCAUGAGGAAAGCACCAACCAGACCUUCAUUAGCUGUGCCCCGUACCCACACUCUAAUGAGCUGCACCCCAAAAUCCACUCCAUGGCUUCCUUCCUGGUCUUCUACAUCAUCCCGCUGUCGAUCAUCUCUGUUUACUACUAUUUCAUCGCCAGAAAUCUGAUCCAGAGUGCCUACAAUCUCCCCGUGGAAGGGAAUAUACAUGUCAAGAAGCAGAUCGAAUCCCGGAAGCGCCUGGCCAAGACGGUGCUGGUGUUCGUGGGUCUCUUCGCCUUCUGCUGGCUCCCCAACCACGUCAUCUACCUCUACCGCUCCUACCACUACUCCGAGGUGGACACCUCCCUGCUCCACUUCGUCACCAGCAUCUGCGCCCGCCUUCUGGCCUUCACCAACUCCUGCGUGAACCCUUUUGCCCUCUACCUGCUGAGCAAGAGCUUUCGGAAGCAGUUCAACACCCAGCUCCUCUGUUGCCGGUCUGGCCUGAUGAGCCGGUCUCACAGCGCCGGCAGAAGUACCAGCUGCAUGACCUCCUUCAAGAGCACCAACCCCUCCGCCGCCACCUUCAGCCUCAUCAACGGAAACAUCUGUCACGAGGGGUACGUCUAGACUCACCCUUGACCCUGCCCCCCCGGUUUUGCUUUAUGGCUGGUGAGGAACCCUCGCGUCACUGGUUGUUUCUGUACCCUCCGAAGACCCUUUGGCAGGCUUGGGAGUGAUCUGGGUGGGUAGGGGAGAGGCCCAAAUG
This is a messenger RNA of Odocoileus virginianus texanus, 878 nucleotides long. The record is from RefSeq and is a predicted model, not a curated record. Lineage: Eukaryota; Metazoa; Chordata; Mammalia; Artiodactyla; Cervidae.